Apiotrichum porosum is the source of this 1449-nucleotide messenger RNA. RefSeq lists its product as uncharacterized. Gene Ontology annotation, molecular function: amino acid transmembrane transporter activity. Lineage: Eukaryota; Fungi; Basidiomycota; Tremellomycetes; Trichosporonales; Trichosporonaceae. The record is from RefSeq and is a predicted model, not a curated record. The transcript is spliced from 7 exons. Gene Ontology annotation, biological process: amino acid transmembrane transport. The coding region runs from base 1 to 1449 and encodes 482 amino acids. Gene Ontology annotation, cellular component: vacuolar membrane.
AUGAGCCUCGCACUGAACAAGUACCUCGACGUUGUAGACGACGACAAGGCGAGAGACACUGUCCUUGAGGCUGACCUGUCGGACGAGGACGCGAGCGAGGUCUUUGCCGCCCUCGCCAAGGAGGAGGAAGGACACACGAUCAAGUACCGCGUUCUGUCAUGGCAGAAGGUCGCCCUCCUGCUCUUUGGCGAGUACGUCUGCCUGGCCAUGCUCGCCCUCUCGUGGUCAUUCAGUGUCCUGGGAUGGGGAGUGGCUCUGGCGGUCCACUUUGGCGCCGGGCUAAUCGCGUGGUACACAUCCUACGUCUUGUGGAAGUUCUGCAUGAAGCACCCGCACAUCCGUGACGUCUGCGAUGUCGCUGCACAGCUGUUCCCCUUUGCCCCGAGACUGGCGCGCGAGAUGGCCUCCAUCAUGUUCCUCCUCAAUGUCAUUCUCGGAGUUGGCUUCCAUGUCCUGACGGGUGCCAAAAUCUUCAACACUCUGAGCAACUCGUCCCAAUGCACAGUCGUCUUCCAGGCCAUCACAGCCAUAAUCGGCAUCGUCAUCUCACUCCCGCGCACCCUCAACCACGUUUCGUACAUGUCCAUCGUCUCCGUCUUCUUCAUGGCCGCCAGCGUCCUGGUCACCUUGGUCUGCUGUGGCAUCCAGGCUCACCCUGGGGCCGGCUAUGUCGGAGUGUACCCGGCCGCUGGCGACGUCAAGACCUUUGGAGGGUGGCCGUUUGGGGUCAACCCGGGAUUCAUCAACGGCUUCAACGCGGUACUCAACAUCGUGUUCCUCUGGGUGGGGCAAAUCGUGUACCCCAGUUUCAUUGCCGAGAUGAAGCGACCUGCCGACUUUCCCAAAGCGCUCGCAGCACUCACCGCCAUGGAAUUCAGCCUGUUCACCGCCAUCGCUGUUGUCGGAUACUACUAUCUGGGACAAUACGCCGAGGCCCCACUCAUGGGAUCGCUGCUGGACAUCAAGUGGCUCAAGGUGGCAUAUGGCUUUGCGAUAGUGCCCACUUUUGUAAUCGGCACAAUCUACUGCAACGUGGCCUGCAAGACACUCUUCCACCGCCUGCUCCCAGCCGACUCGCGACACAACCACAAACACACGGUUGUUGGGUGGAGUCUCUGGGUGGGUCUGCUGACGCUCAUCUGGGGGCUCGGGUUCGUACUCGCCGCCACCAUCCCCUCGAUGGGCGACUUCCUUUCGGCCAUGGCGGCGAUGUUUGACUCGUUCUUUGGAUAUAUCUACUGGGCGGUCGCAUACUGGUGGCUUUACCGCGGGAAACUGUUUUCGAGCGUUCCAAGGGCAUUGCAGACGGUCCUCAACCUGGCCAUCUUUGCGUUUGGGCUGUUCAUGCUCGGCCCUGGCUUGUACACUUCCAUCAGCGCCAUCGUGGCUGACUACUCGGGUGACGUCGCGAGACCAUUCUCGUGCACGACCAACUCUAUCAUUGCCUAA